Messenger RNA from Hypomesus transpacificus, 2753 nucleotides. Its product is annotated as macrophage-expressed gene 1 protein-like. Bases 16 to 2403 code for a protein of 795 amino acids. Gene Ontology annotation, biological process: defense response to bacterium. The record is from RefSeq and is a predicted model, not a curated record. The transcript is spliced from 3 exons. Lineage: Eukaryota; Metazoa; Chordata; Actinopteri; Osmeriformes; Osmeridae.
CCACAAGACACAGCCAUGGCCCUUAGAGCAGUCGCCCUGCUAGGUCUCCCUGCUCCACUUCUGCUGCUCUCACCCCCUCAGCCGCCCAAACAGCGGCCUCAACAAGUGCCGCUCCUGCGCCAAGUCACUCCCGGCCCUGGAGGGGGCUGGGACAACCUGAGGAACGUGAACAUGGGCCGGGUCAUGAACUUCACCUUUUCCCUGUGCCAUACCACGGAGGAUGGCCUCUACCUCGUCCCAGACGAGGUCUUCGUCAUCCCCCAGAAGGUGACGCGAGUGGAGACCAACUCUGAGAUCAUCAGUUCCUGGCUGGAUCAGACCCUGCUCCACUUCUGCCGCCCUCAUCCCGUCGGCAGUCCAGACAGCAGCCUCAACAAGUGCCGCUCCGCCGCCAAGUCACUCUCAGCCCUGGAGGUGCUGCCUGGAGGGGGCUGGGACAACCUGAGGAACAUGGACAUGGGCUGGGUCAUGAACCUCAGCUUCUCCCUGUGCCUCACCACGGUGGAUGGCCUCUACCUCGUCCCAGACAAAGUCUUUGUCAUCCCCCAGAAGGUGACGGGAGUGGAGACCAACUCUGAGAUCAUCAGUUCCUGGCUGGAUCAGAAAAGCGCCACAUCUUCGUCCAUCAACGCAGACAUCUCUUUCUUCUCUGUCUUAAACGCAAAGUUUUCCACUGAGAACCAGAGGAUGAAGACGCAUCAAGUCAGAGAUACCUCCGUCACCACCAGAGUUCAGGUGCGCAACUUCCUCUAUACCGUCAAGGCGAAUCCUGACUUCACCUUGGACUCAAGUUUCGCACGGCAAGCGGAGGAAAUCGCAGACGCCAUCGAAAACAACCAGACCCAACAUGCCUCCUACCUCUCUGAGAGGAUGGUCCUGGACUUUGGCACCCAUGUGAUCACCAGUGUUGAUGCAGGGGCCUCCUUGGUGCAGGAGGACUAUCUGCGAUCCUCUUAUGUGUCUGACGGUAAAACGGACAAGUCCUCCAUCACGGCAUCCGCAGGCAUCAACUUCUUCAACAAGGUGAACUUUAACAUCAGCAGCAAAGACGCCCAUGAGACGUCAGAAACCAAGGGUUACCAGGACAACGUCACCUACUCGAUCGUACAGAGCCACGGAGGAGUGCCCUUCUACCCUGGCAUCACCCUGCAGAAGUGGCAGGAGAGCACCUCAAACAACCUGGUGGCCAUCGACCUGUCAGGCCUGCCGCUUCACCACUUCAUAAACCACAACACCUUCCCUGACCUUCCAUGCCCCACUGUUGACAAGCUUGCACUGUCGGUGAGCCACGCCAUAAGACGCUACUAUGCUAUCAACACCCACCCAGGAUGUGUGAAAGCAAAUUCUAAGAACUUCAACUUCCAGGCCAACGUAGACGAUGGAUCCUGUGUUGGCCCUGCCACCAACAUCAGUUUCGGAGGAGUGUUCCAGCAGUGUACCAAGCUCACCCCCGAUGCAGACCCGAUAUGUCAGGCCUGGGACCAGAAGAACCCAGAUACAGGGAACUAUUCCUGCCGCCCACCCUACCAACCCACCCUGCUACGCUCUGAGGUCAGAGAAGAGCGCUACAGCCAGUAUGUCUGCCAUUCUUGUGGGUUCUUGGGGCUCAAGCAGUGCUGUGGAGAUGAGUACCAUGUCCGAUCGGCUCGAAUCCAAACCUACUCGUGCUCCUCCACUGAGAAGAUCUCAGAUAACUCAGGUUAUCUCUUUGGGGGCCUCUACGGUCCCUCCCUCCAGAAUCCUUUAACCAAGUCCAGCAGCUGCCCUCCAAACUUCAUCCCACUGAAGAUGCUUUCCGGCGGCCUGAUGAUCUGUGUGAGUAAUGACUACGAGACUGGCUCCCGGUUCUCCGUGCCCUUCGGCGGUCUGUUCAGCUGCAAGUCCACCAACCCCCUGGCUGGGGGCCAGCCUCGCUGCCCUCCCCAGUUCAGCCAGCACCUCGCUACCGUCAGUGACGGCUGUCAGAUCCUCUACUGUGUCCAGUCUGGUCUGUUCACAGGUGGGCAGCUGCUGCCGGUCCGUCUGCCACCCUUCACCCGUCCUCCGCUGGUCAGCAUGUCGGCCAACAACACAGUGGCAGUGAUGACCGAGGGAGGCCGAGUCUGGGUCAGAGAUGCACAGACCACGAUGUGGAAGAUGGUCAAACCAGAGGAGGUCCAGAAAAUGGUCAGGAUGUUCAACCCAGAGUCAGACCAGCUGUCAGGGGGACAGAAGUUUGGCGUGGCCUUCGGAGUCAUCGUUCUGGUGGUGUUGGUGGUUGUUGUGGUGGUGCUGGUUAGGAGGAGGUGGAGGGGGCUUCCAGGGCUAAUGAGGGCCAGAGGUCAUGAGGAGUUCUUCAAUGAAGUUCAGAGUACAAGAGCAGAAGAUUCUGCUGGGGAGCAAACUUCAACCAACCAGGUUUAAUAAUACAUAAUCACCGUGAUAGACCAUAGAUUAGCAUAGUCUGGAUAAAGUGUGAUUUCAAAACGAAACUUGUAUACACCAGAUCUGUCAAAGACAACAAUGUUGUCUUUCCCUCUAAUUCAAUAUAAAUAUUACAUUUAUCGUCACACGUCACUACAGUUGCCAAUUUUCUUAUGUUUGUACAAUAGUUUUUGUGACUUUGUUAUUUUCUUAUGGUUACAUCUGUAACUGUUAAUUGGUGACGUGUGACUUAAUAAAAUCAGACAAAUCAAACAGAACGCUCAUCUCUGUUUUUCGCUAAAUAAAGCCUAUUUUUCCUUCAAUGUAAUACUGCCAUCCUCUGGUUCUUA